UUCAUGCUGUGUUAGCAUCCCCCGAGCAACUCCAUCAAUACCGCAUACAGCUGAACUGCUGGCAAAAGACCUGCAACUGCAGCUAGAGAGAGAGAGAGAGAGAGAGAGAGAGAGAAGGCGAAUGGAGUGAGAAGGUGUGUGAGUGUGUGUUUUGUGUUUAAAGCUUUGAAGGAAUCAGCACCAGUGGAAGAGAAUAAAGAAUAGGAGAGAGCAAGUGAGCACUUCUUACUCUGCUGUAUUACUACAGCUGUGUGAGUGUGAGAGAGGGAGAGAGAGAGAGAGUGAGAGAGAGAGAGAGAGAGAGCGGCUCGCUCUGGGACUGUGUGUGGAUCCUGGGUUACUGCAGUAAAAAGCGGUGCAGGACGCAAACGCAGCACUCCAGAAGACUUCUCAGGAGCUUCAGGAGCCUGAAGAAGAGCUUGGUCUGGGUGCUAGAAUGUUCUCCUGCUCCUCGGAAGUGUCCGUGCAGUGAGUGUGUGUGUGGACGCUGAUCUGACCGCACCUGCUUCCUCCGGGCUUUAGGCUAUGUGCAGUGGCUGAGCUGUGAUAUGGCUGAACGGGUCAAGCAGGCCCAGAAUUCCCUGCUGCAGCGCUGUGUCCACCUCCACCUUCGCUCCCUGUGGCCCAUUGUGAGCGUCUGAUCCUGCCCGGCCCCCCUGCGCCCUCCCUGGGCUUCCCAAUCACCAGGCCUCCUGGCUUCACUGCGGGCCCACCAUGGGAGGAUGCCUCUCCAAACCCAAACCAGUAGAGGUCAAAGUUGAGCUCACUCUCCUGGACAAGGAGAAGGAAGCGGACCUGAUGUCUCCGAACGGUAAGGCUAGUCCGUUCUCGGAGUGUCGUCCCAACGGUUCUCUGGGUCACUGCUCGGAUGACGACUCGUCCGUACUGCGUCCGUCACACAAACACCGGGACUACAUCGAGGCCACGGUGUGCCACGUCAAAGACCUGGAGAACGGACAGAUGCGUGAGGUGGACCUGGGGCCGGGCAGAGCUCUGCUCAUUAAGGAACAUGGGGAAUUCUCUGCCAUGGGGCACAAAUGCCCUCACUACGGGGCACCACUGGUUAAGGGAGUUUUAUCUAAAGGGCAUGUUCGGUGUCCGUGGCACGGAGCCUGUUUCAACAUUGCAACCGGAGACAUCGAGGACUUCCCAGGGCUGGACAGUCUUCCCACUUUUCAGGUCAGAGUUGAAAAGGAGAAGGUGAUUAUACGGGCAAACAAACAGGCUCUCCAGACGCAGAGGAGGACAAAGGCCAUGGCCAAGUGCUCAGCCGUCAUCAACUCCAGUACAAGCUUUAGCCACGUUCUUAUCAUCGGAUCAGGUCCCGCUGCAUUGGUGUGUGCAGAGACGCUGAGACAGGAAGGCUUCACUGACCGCAUUGUGAUGUGCAGCAUGGACAAACACCCUCCGUAUGACAGGCCUAAACUGAGUAAGUCAUUAGAAAGCACAGCUGAACAGCUACAACUGCGCUCAACCGAGUUCUUCCAGAGCCACGACAUCGAACUGAUGCUGGAGAAAGAGGUUGUGUCAGUUGAUGUAAAAACAAAGAUGGUGAUGUUUCAGGAUGGCUAUAAGAUGGAGUACAAAAAACUCUUCAUUGCAACCGGAAGCAGGCCCAAGUCCAUUAACUACAAAGGUAAAGACGUGAGCAACGUGUUUCAUCUGAGAACUCCUGAGGAUGCGAACAGCAUAGCCCGACUGGCCAGCAGCAAGAACGCGGUCAUCGUGGGGACUUCGUUUGUCGGUAUGGAGGUUGCAGCUGCUCUUACAGAUAAAGCUCACUCAGUCUCUGUGAUUGGCAUUGAUGCGGUGCCUUUCCGUAAAGCCCUGGGGGAGAAAGUAGGAAAAGCGCUGAUGAAGCUGUUCGAGAUGAACAGGGUGAAGUUCUACAUGCUGAACGAGGUGUCCGAGAUGAGAGGCCAUCAUGGACAGUUAAAAGAAGUAGUGCUGAAAAGUGGCAAGGUCUUAAGGGCAGACGUGUGUGUUAUUGGCACAGGUGCAACUCCUGCUACUGCAUUUCUCAAACAAAGUGGCUUGCACAUGGACUCCAAGGGAUUCAUAACUGUGAACAAGAUGAUGCAGACGAACGUGGAUGGAGUGUUUGCAGGCGGUGAUGUAGUGACGUUCCCUCUGGCUCUCCGUGGCAAUAAGAAGGUGAACAUCCCUCACUGGCAGAUGGCUCAUGUCCAUGGGAGGGUCGCUGCUCUGGGCAUGAUGGGAAAAGCUGCAGAUAUUCGGACGGUGCCUUAUUUCUGGACUGCUAUGUUUGGAAAAAGCAUACGCUAUGCAGGUUACGGGGAUGGUUUUGACGACGUCAUUAUCCAGGGAGACUUGGACGAGCUGAAAUUUGUGGCGUUUUACACAAAGAGCGAGGAGGUGAUCGCUGUGGCCAGUAUGAACUAUGACCCCAUUGUGUCUCGGGUCGCGGAGGUGUUCGGAUCUGGAAAGACGGUUAAGAAGCGUGAUGUGGAGAUGUUCACCCACGGCAAGACGGGAGAUAUCUCGUGGUUGAUAGAUAAAGGUCUGCAGUGAGAUACCCCCCUCCCCCCACUCCCCCCACGACUUUCAUUUGGAGCUGUUUAAUGUCAGUGCUGCUGAUUUGGGAUCCUGCAUGCGGGAUGAGUUGCUGAAGAAUCUCCUGCACAUUUAUGCGGCGUAAAAGCCGAACCCGGGCUCACAUAUGGCAUGAAGCUGUUACCCUGUAACCCUAAGACUUUCCACAGAGCUGUGGAUACACCGAGACCUGCUCAACACUAACCUUACAAUAACCCGGAGCUGCUUUGUGACGAGACGACGGUCGGGUUUUUCGGAAACUGACGCGACGCUGAGCUUGGCCUUUUUCUGCUUGCGCAUGAAGCGACCACCUGUACACAUUGUUUAUAAAGAGGCAUUGAAAGGGGAAGAUUUUUGUUUUGUACAUGCAACACUGUAAAUAGUUCUUACCUGGAAAAUGCGUUGUAACAUUAAGCGAUGGUUUCGUUUCUACUAAAAACCUUUGCAAGUUUGUAAUGCUACCUAUUAGCUACGGAGUUAAAGAUCAGCUCUUGUGUUUGUAUGCCCAAUUUGGUACGACGUUUGCUAUGACAUCGCCUUGUUUUGGAAAAAAAAAAAACAAAAACAACGAAGCCUUCGAGAAAUCACAAGUAUCGGAAUAUUUAGAAAUGUAAGCUAAUCAAGUACGAUCAUCAGCACAAAUGCGUCUUGCUUGAAGUCGGAGGCCAGGUUUCAGGUGGUUUAGUGGACGUCCCACAGACCUUUUAACGUAGACAAGUCUGUUUUUUAAUCAAUUAAGGAGUCUGAAACCUGGCCUGGUAUCACAAGAGACUAGUAGACACAUCUAAUAAUAUCAAAAUCAGUAGCUUGAACUUCCCUUUUUAACGGAGAAAAGCAUGUUCCUUAGCAUCAGGCCCAUAUAAUGCUGACUAACAGCUCUUUAAUAUAAUGUACCUCUUAUGGUAACUUUGGUUGCCUUGCUGGUUUAAUUGCACAAAAAAUAAUAUAAGUACAUAUUUAAACCUAUACCUCUAUAAUAAUAAUAAUAAUAAUAAUAAUAAUAAUAAUAAUAAUAAUGCUAGCGAUAUGAAACUGUAAGCUUGUAUAUGCCGUUAUCUUUUUUCUGAUUGUCGGAUUGAUCGAUUGACCGAUGAAUAAUUCUAUUUUUAGAUAGUAUGCAAUAAUUCUGAUUGCUGAACUGGUAGUUUUGACCUCCUGAAACUCCUUUUUGUUACUAACUCAGGGAUAGGAGGAUCUUAUCAAAGGGGUU
Molecule: messenger RNA, 3763 nt
Organism: Hemibagrus wyckioides
Lineage: Eukaryota; Metazoa; Chordata; Actinopteri; Siluriformes; Bagridae
Product: apoptosis-inducing factor 3
Exons: 21
Coding region: 715-2532 (605 amino acids)
Biological process (GO): execution phase of apoptosis
Cellular component (GO): cytoplasm; mitochondrion
Molecular function (GO): oxidoreductase activity, acting on NAD(P)H; flavin adenine dinucleotide binding; 2 iron, 2 sulfur cluster binding
Source: RefSeq, a predicted model, not a curated record